Messenger RNA from Aptenodytes forsteri (emperor penguin), 2013 nucleotides. It is a transcript of the gene LRRD1, whose product is annotated as leucine rich repeats and death domain containing 1. NCBI's taxonomy places the organism in Eukaryota, Metazoa, Chordata, Aves, Sphenisciformes, Spheniscidae. The record is from RefSeq and is a predicted model, not a curated record. Gene Ontology annotation, molecular function: protein binding.
AUGAAAAGUUUGAGUGAUAUUUCACAUGAAGUUCCUAAAGCAGCUGGCAAUGAGGAAAGCCAUAAAAUGACAGAAAAUAGUGGUGAUUUACCUGAAAAAAGGUAGGAAUGUGAAUUCUCAGCUGAGAUAAAUGCUGCCACAAUGCCUUAAGGUGUCUCUGAAACAGGUGUGAGAAAACACACGCUACUGACAUCAACUGAAAAGGAUACUGGAGAACUAAGCCAAAUCCUUUCAGAAGCUCUCAGUGGAGAUGCCAGACCAGACGUAGUACUAUCAGCAAUGAAUCCUGAAGGGGAUGAAAAUGGAUCAACAUAUAUGUUGCCUGAAGAAAAAGAUGAGAAUUUCACACUUAGACCAAAUGAUAAAGCACUAGGGAACAUGCCUCUGCUUGCUUUUGAAACCCCAAAUUUAAAAUAUUUGCUCUUACACAACAAUGAAAUAAAAACAUUGCAUUCAAAUACAGAAUCUAAUCUGGAAAUCCUGACACUGACACUGUUGCCACCAGCAAUACCCUUACUUCAUAAACUGACAGUACUGAAUGUCUGUCACAACCAGUUAUCAUGUCUCCCUAAAGAAUUGUCAAAGCUGGUAAAUAUUAAGGAACUCUUUCUCAAUCACAACAAUAUUGAUGAAUUUCCUUUUGCAUUGAAAAAACUUGAAGCUUUAGAGCUUUCAGAGAACAAGCUAAAAACUUUGCCAGAUACCAUAGCUGACAUGAAAAAUUCGAAGGUACUCAACAUUGAUUCCAAUCAAAUCUCAAUAUUCCCAAUUCUCUGCUACCUUCCUAAUCUAGUACUCUGCUAUUUUCCUGAUCUCAGCAUGUGUGAGAACUUGAUUCAGAGUUUACCAAAGGAUAUUAAAGUGAUCAAGAAACAACAAGAAUUUUCAAGUAACAGUAAGCUUAUAUUUUUGCCUGUGCAGCUUUUCUGGUUGACAAAAGAACUCAGAGUUCAUGAUAACAAAUUGGAAUUUGUUUCAGAUGAAGUGGAAAAUUUAUGAGAACUUAGGUUUCUGAACCUUGCAAAAAUAUUCAAGAGUAUUACAGAUAAUUUUUGCAACUGUACCAUGUUGAAACAUCUCAUUAUACGUAAUAUAACCCAGCUUCCUGCUAAUAUUCACAGCCUUAAACAUUUAAAGGAGUUUUCUUUAAGUAGAAACUGACUGGACUCAUUGGAUGAACAAAUACCACGUUUAAAAGACCUCUCCAAAAUAGAGUUUUCUGGAAACACAUUAACAUACAUUCCUGUUGAAUUAAAAAAUUGUAUAUGGAUAACCACUGCUGACUUCAGCAAUAACAACUCUCAGUUUCCAAAUACACUGUGUGCACUAUUUGAUCUUAAACCCUUAAAUCUUAGUGGCAACUCUAUUUUAGAAAUAAUACCUGGAAUUUCUGACAUUAAAGAUUUGGAGCAUCUAGAGUUAAACACAAACAAACGGUCCUCAUUUUCUGCAUGCUUGUGUAGCCUUACAAAACUAGUUUGUGUGGAUGUAAGUGAGAAUGAAAUCAAUAGCAUGCCAGCAGUGGUGUCCGAGAUGAAGGCUCUCCAGGUACUGCUGUUCCACCAUAAUGAGUUUGACUCAUUUCCUGAAGAACUGUGUUCUUUAAAGUGUUUAAACUUGCAGAUUAGCAAUCUGGAAGUGAUCAAAGACCUAAAUGUAUCAAACAACUGGUUUGCAUCUUUUCCUUCUGAAAUAUGUCAUCUUUCUUCACUGGAGACGUUGACAGUGUGUCGAAUGAAUGGGUUGAAGGUCAGAGAACAUUUCCUUUAGUUAACUAAAAUUCCAGAGGAGCUAUCUAAACUGGUUUGCCUCAGGGAACUGGACAUCUCUCACAAUGCAUUAAAGGAGAUUCCAGCCAGCAUAGGGGAACUGGAGUAUGUGGUCCAUUUAAUUGCAAAUAAUAAUCAUAUCGGCCAGCUCCCCGAAUCUAUUACAUCACUAAGAAAUCUACAGCGACUUGACCUGAGCAGUGAGUAUCAGGCAUUCAAUCCAUUAGUAAAAUGUAAGCAUUGA